Molecule: messenger RNA, 2145 nt
Organism: Chenopodium quinoa (quinoa)
Lineage: Eukaryota; Viridiplantae; Streptophyta; Magnoliopsida; Caryophyllales; Amaranthaceae
Exons: 7
Coding region: 748-2079 (443 amino acids)
Biological process (GO): regulation of DNA-templated transcription
Cellular component (GO): nucleus
Molecular function (GO): transcription cis-regulatory region binding; DNA-binding transcription factor activity
Source: RefSeq, a predicted model, not a curated record
GAGACAAGUAUUGUGGUGAGUUGGUGACGCGUUAACAUGACUCUUUUUCUUAUAGAAUCACACUUCCUCAGCCUCUAAAUGUUGUUCUUUUUUGUCAAAAUUAAGACAAUAUUUUGAAAUGAAGGAAAUACAAAGUAUUACGCAUUAUCAAAUUUAAUAAAAAUUCAUUACCAUUACCACGAUUUAUUACGGGAUAACAUUUAUCAAACUGGCCGUUAGUGAUAAAUAAUAGAGUAAAAGGAAAUCCAAAAGGAUUUCAUAUAUUAAGGGAUUUAAGGGGUGAUUUUGUGUAGGUGGUCCAUCAAGUACAUAAACUGCUCAUUUGCCUUGCAUAUCAAGCAACUCUUUCAUCUUCUCUGCAAUUCUCUCUCUCUUUCUUCUUAAAAAAUUUAGUAGCCAAAAAAAAAAAAAAAAAAAAAAAUACAAAACAUUUUCAUGGCAAAAGAAUCAUGAUAACCACUCCAGCUCAAAACCCAUUUUUGAUGGAUGAUAUUCAAGGAAUGAUCAUUGAUGGUGUGUUAGUACAACAACAACAACAAUUGUUAUUGAUGAUGAAGAGUGUUAUUUGAAGUGUAGAAGAAGCAAAGGUCACUAUUGUUAUAAUAAUAAAGGAAAAAAAGUAUUAUUAUUAUUAUUAUUAGUAGUAGUAUAGUAGUUAGUAUAAUUAUAUCAUUCAAAAAAAAGUUGAGGGAGUAUUAGGGAAGAAUUCUUAAUUAGUUUUUAUAAUUAAUUAGAUUUUAGUUAGCUAUGAAUAAUAAUAAUAGUAGUAACAAAUCCCAAUUAAGCUCCAUUAGUAGCGCGAGCGAUCUCAUAGAUGCUAAGCUUGAGGAACAUCAGCUUUGUGGAUCGAAACAGUGCCCUGGUUGCGGUCAUAGACUCGAAGGAUCAAAACCGUUUCUUGAAAAUUAUUGGGGACAAGAUUGGGUAGGUCUACCAGCUGGUGUUAAAUUUGACCCAACAGACCAAGAGUUGAUAGAACAUCUUGAAGCAAAAGUGGAAGGAAAAUCAUCCAAAUCUCAUCCUUUAAUUGAUGAGUUUAUCCCUACUAUUGAAGGUGAAGAUGGUAUUUGUUACACUCAUCCUGAAAAACUCCCAGGAGUGACUAGAGAUGGAUUGAGUAGACACUUCUUCCAUAGGCCGUCGAAGGCCUACACCACCGGAACACGAAAACGAAGAAAAAUCCAAACCGAAUGCGACCUCCAAGGGGGCGAAACCCGGUGGCAUAAAACAGGCAAGACAAGGCCAGUAAUGGUGAAUGGGAAGCAAAAGGGGUGUAAGAAGAUUCUAGUCCUAUACACAAACUUUGGCAAAAAUCGAAAACCCGAGAAAACAAAUUGGGUGAUGCAUCAAUAUCACUUAGGACAACAUGAAGAGGAAAAAGAAGGGGAGUUAGUAGUGUCCAAAAUAUUCUACCAAACACAACCUAGGCAAUGUAAUUGGACAAUGGAACGUAGCGCGACAACCGGAGAUGGAAGUGAGCCUAGUGGAAGAAGAGAGAGUGGAAGUGGUAGUGGAAGUACUUCUUCAUCUAAAGAAGUGAUUACUCAUCAUAGUAGAGAUGAUCAAAUAUCUAUUUCUGCUGGUGUUAAUGUUGUUGGUGGUGCUGCUGCCGCGCUUUCGAGUUUUACUGCGUUGGAUAUGCAGCAUUUGAGAGCUGCUGAACAAUUCAGCUUUAAUCCAUUUGCUAAUAAUAAUACCAGAAAAGGUUUUGAUGAGGCGGGAAUGGGAGAUGGUUCAACAACAGUAAGGGAAAGUGCCGCCAUGUCGGCGGCAUGCGACGACCACGAGCCAAGGCCACAACAUCAUCAGCUUCAUCACCAUCCUCAUGCUAUGAAUGCUCCCCAAGAUCAUCACCAUCAUCAUACACACCAAUCCAUAGCAACCUCGGCCGCCUUUCACAUGAGUAGACCAUCACAUCCCAUUUCCCAAAUCAUCUCCCCUCCUCCCCUCCAUCAUGCUUCCAUUAUUCUUGAUGAUGAUUCCUUUCACCAUGUAUCGCGAAUCAGGCUCCAAAAUGAAAAUUUUCAUCAUCAUCAGUGUCUCAAUUUGCAUUUGUUUUUUGAAGUAAGGGUGUUGUGACGGUGCAGAGAUCAAGGUACCUUGCUUAUUAUUUUCAUUGUUCCUUUAUUGAGAUUAUGAAUGGAU